Messenger RNA from Lotus japonicus, 1706 nucleotides. RefSeq lists its product as uncharacterized. The record is from RefSeq and is a predicted model, not a curated record. Bases 155 to 1420 code for a protein of 421 amino acids. NCBI's taxonomy places the organism in Eukaryota, Viridiplantae, Streptophyta, Magnoliopsida, Fabales, Fabaceae. Gene Ontology annotation, molecular function: zinc ion binding. The transcript is spliced from 8 exons.
CUACAGUUCCUCGGAGUCCAUGUGGUUCUUGUAUCUUUGUUGGAAUCUUUAACCUUUUCUUCUUCUUUCCUUUUUUAUCUUUUCUUCUUCUUCUUCUUCUUCACCUUUUCUUAUUCCACCCUUUUCACACUGCGAUUUUCUGGAGCUUGCUAUAAUGCAAGCAACUCAACCAUCACCCACUCAUGAAGCUCCUCAGAUUUCCCAUCAGGCUGACAACCAGCUAAACAAAGAAGAUUCAGAUAACAGACCUAGCGGGAAGCGUCCAGAUAUUUCACUUCAAGUUCCACCUAGACCUGCAGGAUUUGGCACCACUAGUGGUGGAAAGGUUCUGAACCAUUCUCAAAGUUUCUCCAAAGGGAACUCAUCACCAAGAGGCUUUUUGCGGGCCUUAAGCUUCAAAAGAAAAGGAAAUGUAACAGAUGGCGAAAGAAGCAGCCUCCUUAAUCCAGAACCCAAGACAUCUGCAGACAAUCCUAAUAUGGCCUCCAUAUCUGAAGUUCCAUGGUCAAGGUGUACUUCUCUUCCCGUUACACCUGCAACAAAUUUGUCCCCUGCAGUUUCUACGCCUAUUUCCGCAAGGACAUAUAAUGAACAGAUUAAGCCACAUAAAGAUGUUGUUCGUGCUAAGGUUUCAAGGUCCCUUUCUGUACCUGGACGAAAUGUAGUUAUUGUAAGAUCUGUCUCCUUCUCUACCCGUAAUGAACAGGAACAACAAGAUAUAAAUGAUGAUCAAAUAACUCCUGCGCCAGUAGAAAGUGCUGCCGAUGAAGAAAUUCCUGAAGAGGAAGCAGUGUGCAGGAUAUGUUUUGACGUUUGCGAUGAAAGAAAUACCUUCAAAAUGGAAUGCAGUUGCAAAGGUGACCUGACGUUGGUGCAUGAAGAAUGUUUAAUUAAAUGGUUUAGCUUAAAAGGAAACAAGAAAUGUGAUGUAUGUGGGCAAGAAGUUCAGAAUUUACCUGUAACCUUGCUUCGUGUGUCCAGCUCUGUUCGACAGAACAGACAGUCACAGAAUCAGCAGAACCUACGUUCAGAGUCAAUAAGUGCCUGGCAAGACUUUGUGGUGCUUGUCCUGAUAAGCACAAUAUGCUAUUUUUUCUUCCUUGAACAGCUACUGCUUCCUGAUUUGAAGACUCAAGCCAUCAUUAUAGCAGGACCAUUUGCCUUUACCUUGGGCCUCCUGGCAUCUAUUUUUGCAAUCAUCCUUGCGAUUAAAGAGUAUAUAUGGACAUACGCUGCACUUGAGUUCGCACUUGUGGCUAUAACUGUGCAUAUAUUUUAUAGUAUGUUUCACUUGACGGCCAUUUAUGCAAUACUACUUUCAUCAGUUUUGGGUUUUGGAAUUUCUAUGGGCAUCAACUAUUUGUAUAUCCAGUAUGUCACUUGGAGACUUCAGGUCACACACAAUGAUAGCCCAGUAUGAGUCUCCUCAGAAAGGAAACAACUUCAUGGAUUUUCUUUGUACCUACUGACAUGAUGGCAUUCUGUUAAAGGGUUUCUAAUAGGAACCUUAUGGUUGUUGAUCAAUGUAUCUUUGCUAAAUAAACUUCAUCAAGUGUAAAUGCAGGAAAGCCAGUGAAACAGAAUCUUUUAAGACAUGGAUCUUUUGGAAUAUUGUUAGAUGCCAAAGGAGAAACCCCUUCCUAUAAUGUUUUCUCCAUAUUUUUUGUCAAAUAUAUACAUGGAUUAAAUGAUCGAAUUAAGGACCA